Molecule: messenger RNA, 1401 nt
Organism: Mycosarcoma maydis (corn smut)
Lineage: Eukaryota; Fungi; Basidiomycota; Ustilaginomycetes; Ustilaginales
Product: putative Chitin deacetylase
Exons: 1
Coding region: 1-1401 (466 amino acids)
Biological process (GO): carbohydrate metabolic process
Cellular component (GO): membrane
Molecular function (GO): chitin deacetylase activity
Source: RefSeq, a predicted model, not a curated record
AUGGUCAAAAUCACUUUUGCUGGUGUGCCCCUCGCACUUGCCGCCAUCGCUGCCGCCAGUCCCGACUUUGAGAAGCGUCAAGCUUCCAGCUCUAGAUCAGCUUCUCGAGGCUCCUCAACCGCGGCCGGUGCCGUAGCUGCAGCUCCUACCUCGACCUUCACUGGAUCGCUCCCCGCUUCCGUUUCCUCCAUUCUUGCCGGCGUCUCUUCGGGCCCAGGCGCCACCACAUCGACCACCUCGCUCUUUACCACCUAUGCUGCUGGUGCCAAGAACCCCCAGGUAACCGGUGCCCCUGGUCUCCCUGACGUCAACUCGAUCCUGCCCUCCAACUUCCCCACACUCGAUGUGAUCCCACCCACCGACUCGCCUCAGGUGCAGAGGUGGAUCUCGCAGAUUGACUGGUCCAAGGUGCCCAAUGUCACCACCACGGUCGACUCGGCUUCUUGUGGCAGCAACCCCACCAACCUUGCCCAGGCUGGUCCGAACGGCAAUUGUUGGUGGACUUGUGGUCAAUGCACCCGUUCCACGGACAUCACCACCUGCCCUGAUACCAACACUUGGGGUCUCUCGUACGACGAUGGUCCUUCGCCCUACACCCCUACACUGCUCCAAUACCUCAACCAGAACAACCUCAAGUCUACCUUCUUUGUGGUUGGCUCGCGUGUCAUCUCGCGUCCGCAGAUGGUCCAGACCGAGUUCCAGCAGGGUCACCAGAUUUCGGUUCACACCUGGUCGCAUCGUGCUCUCACCACACUUACCAAUGAGCAGAUUGUUGCCGAGCUUGGCUGGACCAAGGAGGUCAUCCGCUCCGUGAUUGGCGUCACACCCAACACCAUGCGUCCUCCUUACGGUGACAUUGACGACCGUGUGCGUGCGAUUUCGCUUCAGAUGGGCCUCACCCCCAUCAUCUGGACCACACCGCCCGGAGGUGAGCCCUACGACACCAACGACUGGCGCAUCGCCGCGGGUGUUGUGUCACCUGCCGAGGUGGUGUACACGUUUGAAUCGAUCAUCAAGAACGCCUCGUCGCUUUCGACCGGCUACAUUGUACUCGCUCACGAUCUUUACCAGCAGGCUGUCGACAUCGCUGUUAACGUCGUGCUUCCCGCCGCUGCUCAAAUGAGCCCCAAGCAGAACCUGAUGCCCAUUGUUCAGUGCCUCAAGAAGCCCGCGUCGGAUGCCUACGUCGAGACGUACUCCAACAGCUCUGGCUCGCUCCCCAACGAGACUGGCGCCUCUGGCACACAUCAGCUCACUUCCACCAAGGCCGCUGCCGGCUCGCUCGCUUCUUCGACUGGGGGUGCUGGCACCUCGGCUGCUGCCAUUGCGUCGAUGCCCUCGUUCGUGCUGCCUACGACCGUGCUGGGUGCUGUGAUGCUCUUCUUCGGUCUUCUCGUCUAA